Trypanosoma grayi is the source of this 3969-nucleotide messenger RNA. RefSeq lists its product as hypothetical. Lineage: Eukaryota; Euglenozoa; Kinetoplastea; Trypanosomatida; Trypanosomatidae. The transcript has a single exon. The record is from RefSeq and is a predicted model, not a curated record. Bases 1 to 3969 code for a protein of 1322 amino acids. Gene Ontology annotation, molecular function: oxidoreductase activity.
AUGGUCACAGCGGACGAUAUUCACGUAACGCUUCGGCGCAGUCGUGCAAGUGAUGCUGGCCCUCUCUCGCAGCUGACACGCUUGGGCACCAUCACGCCUUGUGCCCCGCCCUCGGCACUCUUCCCAUGGAAGACGGCAGCGGACUUCAUGGUGCUGAUCGAGCGCUCCGUGACAUGCAUCACCGCGGUAUCAACCAUCUCUGGAAGGGUGGUGGGGUGUAUUUGCCUCGACGACACACCGCAUGUCCAAUCUAUUCCGAGCGAUUCCUGGGAGUGGAUGCUGCAGCAGACCGAUGCACACAACGCUAACGGUGGAGAUGCUGGUGUUGCGCGGAUAGCGCCCUAUAACACGCUAUGGAUUCGCUCUGUUCUUGCACCGCCUUCCAGCGCGUUCCAUUCAGGCGUACCCGACCCACAGGACAAACGGGCGUUGGAUAUAGAGCGGAAACUACUCCUUCACAGCUACAGUUCAGAGGACCUUAUCGGGUUGCUACUGAACACUGCCCUCACGAAUUCACCGCUGACAGCGCACUUGCUGGUUCCUUUCCCAACGGGCUGCUCGUACCCCGAGCUAGAACGAUUUUCGAAAAAUACUGUGCCACUCAACAACUGCAAAUUUAAAGGAUCACUACUCCACAUCCGGUCCUCACAGAUUGUACCGCAGCUGGCCCUCCGUCUUGGCAUUGUGGAAGACUACGACGACUUUGUCUCAGACCUCCUGGAUGGACGUGGCCUCAUCACUGCGUUGCCAGGGGAGUUCUAUCUAGAUGAGAUUCUUAAGUACCAGGACACAUAUCGUAAGGCCAUCAUCGCCGAGGACGCCAAUUCGCACCGCGUGGUGGGGCUCAUGUGCCUGGAAGCAUCCAUCGAGGACCAGCAGGUGAUCUCACGGCAGUACGCCACUGAGGCGUUUGGUAAACUACGCCCAAUGUGGAGACGUCGCAGCACCGCAAAGGGUGUGACGAAGGGCACCAACUCGGACACUCCAAAUGUUGUGCGGAUUUACUUUUUCCACAUCGACCCAGACUACGCGCUGUGUGCCACACAGUUCCUGCCGUUUGUUUUUCAGGAGUUUCCCUUUGUGGAGUACGCCAUGAUUGUCCUUCCGUACGACCAGGAGGAGCCGCCUUUCCUGCAGCAGUUCGAGGGUGUUCCCCUUCGGAAGUAUCAGCCGCGCAAUGCCAAGGGAGAUGCAGUGCCGCCGCCUGAAGGUCUCUGGAUUACUUGUAGAUUUGCGGCGGACCCUAUAAGGGUGGUGCCGGUGCGCAGCACAGCUGAUGUAGAGCGCAUCUCAGAGUUUCUUGAAGAACCGCUCGGUGAGUUCUCCCAACAACACGUCGCGGCGUUGCUAGAUGAUAUUGACGUUGCAUGUGGUGCUAUAAAUGAUGCAAUACAAGAAAAAAACAAGCCGACCAAUUCGGUUGCCUUCGGCCUCAUUGCGGACACUGACGAAGGUAACACACAGCCCAUUGUUGGUGUCGCAUCGGGACGGUUGUUGACGGUAGAGGAAAUGUACGCACUGCGGGCUAACUACGAUCUUGAUACGUUUGUGAACUACUACACGGAAAAGCCGCUGGAUUAUACCGAGACGGAUAUCAGCCUUAGUCCAGAGGAGGGGCGGCGAAAGUUCUUUCGACAAGAGAUGCGUGGUAUUCUCAUUCGCAGCUUCUAUGUGAGGGCUGCGUAUCGUUGCCACGUCCAAUUCUUUGUACGGGAGUUACUGCGCCACACAGGGUGUGAGGUGGCGCUCGUGUUGGAGGACAAUCGCUCAGCCCCCUAUGCGCCACUGCUGCGGCAGUUGGUGCACGCCCCACCGCGGCAGGUACAAGAGAAACGCCGAGUUGUAAUGAAUUGGACGGCCAACGAACCUGAUAAAAAAACUGUGGACGGAAAAGAUGUGGCGUCACUUGGAUGCCUCUUCGUUGCUACACGACGACUGCUUGGGGACCGUAAGAAACUCGUUCACACACGGAUUAUUGUGGUUGGCGCCAGCUCCACUGGCCUGGCAUGUAUCCACCGUCUUCUUGCCGUGCCGUAUGUGACCUUCACAAACAUCGUGCUCAUCUCGACUGACGGUAUGCCGGUGCACCCGAAUCAGCAGCCGUACUUAUGGUGCGUGGACCGGAUGGAGCUAUUGGAGCGAGAACACAUGGGCUUCAUUGUGGGAAGCCCGGUGCGUGUUGUGUGCGGCUCUGUCGUGGAUGCCGAUACAACUCAGCGAUACGUGAGUAUCGACGACGACACGUAUGAACCCUACGAUUAUCUUAUUCUCACAACAGGACGUCAGUGUGUCAUUCCGCAGUCGAUCUGUCGGCUCCACCAUCCAUCGCACCAGAUUUCGCGUGGAUUCGUGCCACAGGGUACCCUUGCGCUUUCGGGUGAGUCGGCUGUUGAGAAACUCCGCCAGCACCUCCACGACUUGGACCGCAAUCCGCAAAACAUCAGUAACAUUCUCGUCUACGGCUCAGGGCUCGAUGCGUUUGCUGCCGUUACCUCGAUUGUGCGUCUCGGAUUCUCGCCACAGCGCAUUGUUGUGGUGAUGCCAGAGGUGACAAACCCUUUUGUAGACAAGGAUGCCUUUGAUUGUGUGGUAAAGAUGUGGAACUCACUGGGCACCAAUACUUUGCGCGGCUACCGCGUCACCCGCAUGGAGUACGACGACGACGGCACCACACUGACGACUGUUGUCAUUUCGCCUGUGCCCACACAUGGCGAGGAAGGAAACGCUGGCCCCUCCGGUGGCGUUUCGAGCUCAGUAGAAUUGGGCUGCAGCCUCAUCGUCUGCUGCGAGGAUAAGGACAUUGACGGCCACAUUCUAUCCACGCUGACUAGACGGUCUAUUGUGUUCGAUGGACGCGUCAUCGUUGAGGCAAACUACCGCACCACCGACAAGCGCGUGUACGCUGCCGGUCCGGUGGCAAUGUUCACGCGCCGCUACGGAACGACACCAAACUUUGACGAUUUUAACGCACGUGAUGUGGGGACAAAUUUAGCCGAGAUCAUACUCGGUAUCAUCGGCUUUGAGGAGUACGCUGACCCAAACCUUGAUAGUCUUGAUGGCAAGAAUGAGGAGAUGGCAGCUGCCCACAACGAGCUGUACACAAAGGUUUUGGAGGAGAAUGGCAGCCGUGGAAAAGAUUUCCACAUUGAGCUUGGCACUCUACAGAAAACCGAAGAUGCGCAACGUGUGGUGGAGCUGCAGCAGAAACUACCCGCCUACAAUUCUCCAUUGGCAAGCCGUAUUCGCCUUCCUGGGGACUACCUCUUUUUUUGCUGCAGGUGCGUUGACUUUGACCCAUCACGGUGCCUGCGCCUCUGCUACUCUUGCAUUGAUGAUAACAAGCCAAUUGUGACGACUACCUUGGACUUUAGCCAGGUGCUAACGCCUAUAACGCCUUGUGAACCGACAAAAUCUCCUGAACAGAGCCUUCUUGUGAUUUACGUUGAUGAGCAGACACAUUAUAUCGAUGCGGUGGUUUACUUUGGCAAUGGUGAACCGGAGCUGUACCACUACAUGUGCCUUAUUGGCCUGCCGCAGUCACUGCUGAAUCUCCUCUACCGGUACGAAGAAGCACGCAUCGCAAACACGAGCGAAGACAACGUUGACGGCACGAAAUCUGGCGGUGGUCUCAAUCUGAUUGAGUACCUGCGCUUACCAAAGCUGCAGAUCAUCUUCUUCGAUCGGUUCAUUACGUUCUACCGAGAACUGCGUGAGAAGAUGCGGGCACAGGAGGAAGUGAUAGCCAUGAGGGCCCGUGUGCUGGAAGACGUCAACCGUGAAUCUGGCAUCAGCGAGAACAAUCGCAAGCUAUACAUGCAGGAUCUGACGGCGCAAAGGAAUGCAUUCACCCGCCAGGUGCAAUACGAGCUUCUCAAGUUUCUCCACGAGAGCAAAGACCAUCUGCCGCAGAUGAUGUAUCUGCCGGACAUUAGUGCCCAUGUACAACAGAACGCGGGGACCCCCAGUUGA